This is a messenger RNA of Octopus sinensis (East Asian common octopus), 586 nucleotides long. RefSeq names its product anaphase-promoting complex subunit CDC26-like. Gene Ontology annotation, cellular component: anaphase-promoting complex. Lineage: Eukaryota; Metazoa; Mollusca; Cephalopoda; Octopoda; Octopodidae. Gene Ontology annotation, biological process: anaphase-promoting complex-dependent catabolic process; regulation of mitotic cell cycle; protein K11-linked ubiquitination. The transcript has a single exon. Bases 196 to 486 code for a protein of 96 amino acids. The record is from RefSeq and is a predicted model, not a curated record.
ACAUUAUUUCGCCUGACACCGUCAGCCACCAUGUUGGUCUAAAAGCGCGGUAACUGGAAAUCUGUCUUGGAAUCCAUUUCCUCGUCUUUCCGUUUUAUGUUUAUUAAUCUGACAUUAACUGCCACUGUUUGACAGUUUGGGAGAGACAGAGAGAGAGGACCGACGUUGGUUUAUUGCCGUCCAUAUCGAGCGAAAAUGCUGCGCCGUAACCCGACCCGGAUUGAAUUGAAACUGGAAGACAUCAAAGAAUACGAAGCGAUGAAGAACGAGAGGCUGAAGCAGAAUGCGCAGAAGAUGUCCGUGGAUGCGGUCGGGGAGCAGUGUUCGUCGUCGUCGACGGGAGCCCUGCCAGGAACAUGCAGCGGGGACACGACACCCGGCAGCAAAACGAAGGCCCAGUUUAUUCGCGAGAUUCAAGAACGAAUUGGUUACGACCCCAAACCUCAGCUGGGAACGUCUCGGAUUCGAACCCCGAUCCACAACUGAAACGGACUCCACUGACCUCUGUAAAUGUAAAUGUUCCUCUUGUUUAUUUAUUCCAAUUCCAUCUAACCAAAAUCUGACCAUUAAAGAUGACAGUUUUUUU